GGAACCUUGAUAACUGAUCUGCCCGCAAUCAUUCACCCCUUUUCUCUUUUCCUUUCCCUCUUUCCUUCUCUCUUUCUGAUUCUCUCUUUCUCUUCUUUUUCUUCCCAAGACCCAAAGUUCGUUCCUUUUUCGGAUCAGAGAAAACCCAGACCGAAGCCUCUUCCCCUCCAAACCCUUCCUCUUUAAGAAGAAGAUGGUUGAAACGCGACGGAGCUCUUCGUCUUCCAAACGCUCCCUUUCCUCUCCGGUUACCUCCCCUCCUACUUCUAGUAAACGAUCCAAGGCAUCUGAGCCGGCGUCGUCGUCAACCAAUGGAGCUGCAGUUUCUGGGCCGCUUAACGAAGCCCUAGGCCCGCCUAAAGAAUCCGGGUCGGACUCACGGGUAACGGAGCUCCGUUCUUCUGAUCUGCGGGUAUCUGAUGUGGCUAAGGCCGUUGAUGCGUCUGUCACCGAUAAGUCUGCUGAUGCUGAUGUGGAGAACGGUACUUUGGUGUCUCCGCGGUCCUUAGGUGAAGCUGCCAUGGAUGUGGAGAAAGCGAAGGCGGUUGGAACAGGGUUUACUGGUCGGGUUAAGAAGAGACCAACGAAGUCAGCGAAAUCAGGUUCUAAAGUCCCGUGGGGAAAGCUUCUUUCCCAGCACUCUCAGAAUCCUCACUUGGUCAUGUGUGGCACGCCAUUCACUGUUGGCCAAAGCCGUCAGUGUAACUUAUGCCUUAAAGAUCCCAAUGUUAGCACUAUUUUGUGCAAAGUGAAGCACAUAGAGAGUGAUGGCUCUUCUAUUGCCUUACUAGAAAUUACCGGAGGAAAAGGCUCUGUCCAGGUUAAUGGGAAGAUUUAUCGUAAGAGUAAAAGUUUAAUUCUAAAUGCAGGCGAUGAAUUGAUUUUCACUAGUACUGGAAACCAUGCUUAUAUUUUUCAGCAGCUCACAAAUGAUAACUUAGCUGCUCCAGGAAUACCUUCAUCUGUAAGCAUUUUAGAAGCCCAGGCUGCUCCUAUAAAAGGUAUUAUUGAGGCACGAUCAGGGGACCCGUCGGCUGUUGCUGGGGCAGCAACAAUAUUGGCGUCUUUGUCAACAAAAGAAAAUUCGGAUAUGUCCACUCUACCCUCUGGUUGUGAUGUGUCAGAUGACCGUGUUCCAGAAGUGGACAUGAAGGACAGUGCUAGUAAUAAUGAUCCAGCAACUGUUUCUUCAAGGGAGAAAACUGUUACUCCCCCGCCUGAUACUGCCAAUGAAAACCCGAAUCUAGAUAGACUUGGAUUGGAUGAUACCAUGGAUGCUGACAAUUCAAAGGUCCCAGGGGCAGGUUACCCUUUAAGGCCAUUAUUGCGUAUCCUUGCUGGUACAUCUUCUACUGACUUUGAUUUGAGUGGCAGCAUUGCCAAAAUUCUUGAUGAGCAAAGAGAAAUUAGAGAGAUGCUCAAGGAAUUUGACCCUCCUAUGGUUUUGAUAUCAACGAAGCGGCAAGCAUUUAAAGACAGCUUACAGGAAGGCAUUCUCAAUCCGGACAAUAUAGAUGUCUCAUUUGACAAUUUCCCAUAUUACUUGAGUGAUACGACAAAGAAUGUAUUGGUAGCCUCAACGUAUGUGCAUUUGAAGUGUAAUAAAUUUUCAAAGUAUGCCUCAGAUCUUCCUACUAUGAGUCCUCGUAUAUUAUUAUCUGGUCCUGCAGGUUCAGAAAUAUAUCAGGAGACUUUGGCAAAGGCCCUUGCGAAACAUUUUGGAGCUAGAUUGCUAAUUGUUGAUUCUCUUCUCUUGCCUGGAGGAUCAACAUCGAAAGAAGCUGAUGGUAUGAAAGAAACUUCAAGAGCUGAAAGGGCAUCUAUAUAUGCCAAAAGAGCUGCACAGGCUUCUGCUGCUUUGCAGCAGAAGAGACCAACUUCUAGCGUCGAAGCUGAUAUAACAGGUGGUUCUUCACUGAGCUCCCAAGCUUUGCCAAAGCAGGAAGUAUCUACUGCAACAUCUAAAAACUAUACAUUUAAGAAAGGUGAUAGGGUUAAGUUUGUGGGUGCCACAGCACCUUCUGGACUUUCCUCUCUACAACCCGCUUUAAGGGGCCCCACAAUUGGUUUUAGGGGAAAAGUAGUCCUUGCUUUUGAAGAAAAUGGUUCCUCAAAAAUUGGGGUCAGGUUUGACAGAUCUAUCCCGGAGGGCAACGAUCUUGGGGGGCUUUGUGAAGAAGAUCAUGGUUUCUUCUGUGCUGCAAGCUCACUUCGCUUGGAUAGUUCUGGAGGUGAUGAUGUUGACAAGCUUGCUGUUAAUGAACUUUUUGAGGUUGCAUUGAAUGAAAGCAAAAGCAGUCCCUUGAUAUUGUUUGUGAAAGACAUAGAGAAGUCUAUGGCUGGAAAUACAGAUGUGUAUAGUGCCUUGAAGUGUAAGGUUGAGAAGUUGCCAGCAAAUGUUGUUGUAAUUGGUUCUCAUACCCAGAUGGAUAAUCGUAAGGAGAAAUCUCAUCCCGGUGGCCUUUUGUUCACAAAGUUUGGAGCCAACCAGACUGCUUUACUUGAUCUCGCUUUUCCAGAUAAUUUUGGCAGACUUCAUGACAGGAGCAAAGAAACACCUAAAACAAUGAAACAAGUUACCAGGCUUUUCCCUAACAAAGUGACGAUCCAGUUGCCUCAGGAUGAAGCUUUACUUUUGGACUGGAAGCAGCAGUUGGAACGCGACAUUGAAACUCUUAAAGCACAGUCAAACAUUGUUAGCAUUCGAUCAGUACUCAAUCGAAAUGGCUUGGAUUGCCCCGAUCUGGAAACACUUUGUAUUAAAGAUCAAACCCUUACAAAUGAGAGUGUGGAGAAAGUGGUAGGCUGGGCACUUAGUCACCACUUCAUGCAUUCUUCAGAAGCUUUGGUGAAAGAUGCUAAACUUGUAGUUUCAACUGCAAGCAUCAAAUAUGGGCUGAACAUUUUGCAAGGCAUUCAAAGUGAAAGCAAAAGCUUGAAGAAAUCACUUAAGGAUGUGGUCACUGAGAAUGAAUUUGAGAAGAAACUUCUUGCGGAUGUUAUUCCUCCAAGUGAUAUUGGGGUUAGCUUUGAUGAUAUUGGAGCCCUUGAAAACGUCAAGGACACCUUGAAGGAAUUGGUGAUGCUUCCCCUUCAAAGGCCUGAAUUGUUUUGCAAGGGACAGUUGACAAAGCCCUGUAAAGGAAUAUUGCUGUUUGGGCCUCCUGGUACUGGAAAAACAAUGCUUGCCAAGGCUGUUGCAACUGAAGCUGGUGCAAACUUUAUUAACAUAUCAAUGUCCAGCAUUACUUCAAAGUGGUUUGGUGAAGGGGAAAAGUAUGUUAAAGCUGUUUUCUCUCUGGCCAGUAAAAUUGCACCUAGUGUUGUUUUUGUUGAUGAGGUUGAUAGCAUGCUAGGAAGACGGGAGAAUCCAGGUGAACAUGAGGCUAUGCGUAAAAUGAAGAAUGAAUUCAUGGUAAAUUGGGAUGGUCUUCGUACGAAGGAUAAAGAACGGGUGUUGGUUCUUGCUGCUACAAACCGGCCAUUUGAUCUUGAUGAGGCAGUCAUCCGGAGGCUCCCUCGAAGAUUGAUGGUUAAUUUGCCUGAUGCUUCAAAUAGAGAAAAGAUUCUAAGAGUUAUACUAGCCAAAGAGGAAUUGUCACCGGAUGUUGAUUUGGAAGCUAUUGCAAAUAUGACUGAUGGGUAUUCUGGAAGUGACCUGAAGAACCUUUGUGUGAGUGCUGCACAUUGUCCCAUACGAGAAAUUUUGGAGAAGGAAAAGAAGGAGAGAGCAGUGGCAGUGGCCGAGAAUAGACCGUUACCGUCCUUGUAUAGCAGUGCUGACAUUCGUUCUCUGAAGAUGGAUGAUUUUAAAUAUGCACAUGAGCAGGUACCGCACUUGGUCCCAAUCAUUGUAUAUUUAGAGCUUUUG
Theobroma umbraticum is the source of this 3871-nucleotide messenger RNA. RefSeq lists its product as uncharacterized. The record is from RefSeq and is a predicted model, not a curated record. NCBI's taxonomy places the organism in Eukaryota, Viridiplantae, Streptophyta, Magnoliopsida, Malvales, Malvaceae. Gene Ontology annotation, molecular function: ATP hydrolysis activity; ATP binding; protein binding. Gene Ontology annotation, cellular component: mitochondrial outer membrane.